CACCCCUCCCGCUGCCGGCGGCUUUGGGGCCCCGGUGGGGAGCAGGGGGCUGAUUAGCCGAGGAGCAGGGGUGUGGCCAGCGGGGCCCCGGGUAGUGAGUCACACACGCUGCUCGCCCAGUCCGGGGGCCGAGCGCGCUCCCAGCCCGAGCUGAGCACUGUUCUGGCCAGAAGAGUGUCCCCGGGCUUGGCAUGAGGACCCUGGGGUGCCAAGGGAGGGGCUGAAGCCCAGCGCGGUGGUGGAGGAGGGCGGACAGAAUGACUGAGAACAUGAAGGAGUGCUUGGCGCAGACCAAGGCAGCCGUGGGGGAGAUGGUGACGGUGGUGAAGACAGAGGUCUGCUCACCGCUCCGCGACCAGGAGUAUGGCCAACCCUGCUCUAGGAGACCAGACCCCUCCGCCAUGGAAGUGGAGCCCAGGAAACUGAAGGGGAAGCGUGACCUCAUCAUGCCCAAAAGCUUCCAGCAAGUGGACUUCUGGUUCUGCGAGUCCUGCCAGGAGUACUUUGUGGAUGAGUGCCCGAACCAUGGUCCCCCGGUGUUUGUGUCCGACACGCCGGUGCCUGUGGGCAUCCCAGACCGGGCGGCCCUCACCAUCCCCCAGGGCAUGGAGGUGGUCAAGGAAGCCAGUGGGGAGAAUGACGUGCGUUGCAUAAAUGAGGUCAUCCCCAAGGGCCACAUCUUCGGCCCCUAUGAGGGGCAGAUCUCCACCCAGGACAAAUCAGCUGGCUUCUUCUCGUGGCUGAUUGUGGACAAGAACAACCGCUACAAGUCCAUUGAUGGGUCAGAUGAGACUAAAGCCAACUGGAUGAGGUACGUGGUCAUCUCCCGGGAGGAGAGGCAGCAGAACCUGCUGGCGUUCCAGCACAGCGAGUGCAUCUACUUUCGGGCGUGCCGGGACAUCCGGCCCGGGGAGCGGCUGCGGGUCUGGUACAGCGAAGACUACAUGAAGCGCCUGCACAGCAUGUCCCAAGAGACCAUCCACCGCAACCUGGCCAGAGGAGAGAAGAAGUUGCAGAGGGAGAAGUCUGAGCAGGCUCUGGAUAACCCAGAAGACCUGAGGGGUCCCCUGCAGCUCCCUGUGUUGAGACAGGGCAAAAGUCCCUACAAGCGUGGCUUUGAUGAGGGGGACGUGCACCCCCAGGCCAAGAAGAAGAAAAUCGACCUCAUUUUCAAGGAUGUGUUGGAGGCCUCACUGGAAUCUGCAAAGGUAGAAGCCCACCAGCUGGCACUGAGCACCUCGCUGGUCAUCAGGAAGGUCCCCAAGUACCAGAACGACGCCUACAGUCAGUGUGCAAUGACUGUGUCACAUGGCGUGCAAAAUGUCACCCGGACCCAGGGAGAAGGAGACUGGAAGAUCCCCCAAGGGGUUUCCAAGGAGGCAGGCCCACUGGAGGAUGAAGAGGAGGAGCCUUCGUCGUUCAAGGCCGACAGUCCCGCCGAGGCCUCCCUUGCAUCCGACCCUCACGAGCUGCCCACCACCUCCUUUUGCCCUAACUGUAUUCGCCUAAAGAAGAAGGUCCGGGAACUCCAGGCCGAACUAGACAUGCUUAAGUCUGGCACGCUUCCUGAGCCCCCCACCUUGCCAGCACAGGUACUGGAGCUCCCCGAAUUCUCAGACCCCGCAGCCUCAGAGAGCAUGGUCUCCGGCCCUGCCAUCAUGGAGGACGACGACCAGGAGGUCGAUUCGGCAGACGAAUCCGUCUCCAACGAUAUGAUGACGGCCACCGAUGAGCCCUCCAAGAUGUCGUCGGCCACCGGGCGCCGAAUCCGGCGCUUCAAGCAGGAGUGGCUGAAGAAAUUCUGGUUCCUGCGGUACUCCCCGACCCUCAACGAGAUGUGGUGUCACGUCUGCCGCCAGUACACGGUGCAGUCCUCCCGCACCUCGGCCUUCAUCAUCGGCUCCAAGCAGUUCAAGAUUCACACCAUCAAGCUGCACAGCCAGAGCAACCUGCACAAGAAGUGUCUGCAGCUCUACAAGCUCCGCAUGCACCCCGAGAAGACGGAGGAGAUGUGUCGCAACAUGACCCUGCUCUUCAACACCGCCUACCACCUGGCCCUGGAGGGCAGGCCCUACCUGGACUUCCGGCCCCUGGCCGAGCUGCUGCGGAAGUGCGAGCUCAAGGUGGUGGACCAGUACAUGAACGAGGGAGACUGUCAGAUCCUCAUCCACCACAUCGCCCGGGCGCUGCGCGAAGACCUGGUGGAGCGCAUCCGCCAGUCACCCUGCCUCAGCAUCAUCCUGGACGGACAGAGCGACGACCUGCUGGCUGACACGGUGGCAGUCUACGUCCAAUACACCAGCAGCGACGGGCCCCCGGCCACGGAGUUCCUGUCCCUGCAGGAGCUGGGGUUCUCCAGCACAGAGAGCUAUCUGCAGGCGCUUGACCGGGCCUUUUCCGCCUUGGGCAUUCGGCUGCAGGAUGAGAAGCCCACCGUGGGCUUGGGCAUAGACGGGGCCAACGUCACGGCCAGCCUGCGGGCCAGCAUGUUCAUGACGAUACGCAAGACGCUGCCCUGGCUGCUGUGCCUGCCCUUCAUGGUGCACCGGCCCCACCUGGAGAUCCUGGAUGCCAUCAGUGGGAAGGAGCUCCCCUGCCUGGAGGAGCUGGAGAACAACCUGAAGCAGCUGCUGAGCUUCUACCGUUACUCGCCACGCCUCCUGUGCGAGCUGCGGUCCACGGCGUCCACCCUCUGCGAGGAGACGGAGUUCCUGGGGGACAUCCGGGCUGUGAGGUGGAUCAUCGGAGAGCAGAACGUCCUCAAUGCCCUCAUCAAGGACUACCUGGAGGUGGUGGCCCACCUCAAGGAUGUCAGCAGCCAGACCCAGAGGGCAGACGCCUCGGCCAUCGCACUGGCCCUGCUGCAGUUCCUCAUGGACUACCAGUCCAUCAAGCUCGUCUACUUCCUCCUGGACGUGAUCGCCGUGCUGUCGCGCCUGGCCUACGUCUUCCAGGGCGAGUACCUCCUGGUGUCCCAGGUGGACGACAAGCUCGAGGAGGCCAUCCAGGAGAUCAGCCGGCUGGCCGACUCUCCGGGGGAGUACCUGCAGGAGUUCGAGGAGAACUUCCGGGAGAGCUUCAACGGGAUCUCCGUGAAGAACCUCAGGGUGGCCGAAGCCAAGUUCCAGUCCAUCCGGGAGAAGAUCUGCCAGAAGACCCAAGUGAUCCUGGCUCAGCGGUUCGAUUCCCGCAGCCGGAUCUUCGUGAAGGCCUGCCAGGUGUUUGACCUGGCCGCCUGGCCCAGGAACAGCGAGGAGCUCAUGAGCUACGGCAAGGAGGACAUGGUGCAGAUCUUUGAUCACCUGGAGGCCAUCCCCACCUUUUCCCGGGAUGUCUGCAGGGAAGGGCUGGACCCCCGGGGGAGUCUGCUGAUGGAGUGGCGGGAACUCAAGGCUGAUUACUACACCAAAAACGGCUUCAAGGACCUGAUCGGCCACAUCUGCAAAUACAAGCAGAGGUUUCCACUCUUGAACAAGAUCAUCCAGGUCAUCAAAGUCCUCCCCACCUCCACCGCUUGCUGCGAGAAAGGCCGAAACGCCCUGCAGCGAGUCCGCAAAAACCACCGCUCCCGCCUGACCCUGGAGCAGCUCAGCGACCUGUUGACCAUCGCUGUCAACGGCCCCCCGAUCGCCAACUUUGAUGCCAAGCGAGCCCUGGACAGCUGGUUCGAGGAGAAGUCUGGCAACAGUUACACACUGUCGGCCGAGGUCCUCAGCAGGAUGUCUGCGCUGGAACAGAAGCCAGUGCUUCAGACCGUGGACCACGGGUCAGAGUUUUACCCGGAUAUUUAGGGAGCCGGAUCGCAGAGUUCACUAAGCUGUUGAAUAUUUUUUUAACCUAUACUCAUAAGCUUUGAUACAUUAUAUAAAUAUAUAUUAUAUUAUAUAUAUAUAUAUACAUAUAUAUAUAUAUAUAUAUAUAAACCCACACUGAAAAAAUGUUAAAAACCAAGGUGACACGUCCACCAGAAGCUACUGGGAAAGGAAUAAUGUCAGAAACUGACUCUCGUCUACAAAAUUUGGCAGCUGCAACACACGUGGAAACUCAUUUUCACUCACAGAAGCAUGUGCUGGGGCCACACGUGCUCCCACCUCACAGUCAACCCACCGCAUAAGCUAAAAUGACGGGUCUGUCAUCACCUUAGGUAGCUCAUUUUGUUUCUGUUCUCGUUCGGGGGUUGAGGGGUUUGGGUUUGGGUGUAUGUUCUUGCCUUUUUUUUUUUUUUCUUGUUUGGUUUCAUGAGGGGGGUUUCUUGGCCUCUUCAUUGACCGGCUGGUCCAGCUGAAUCCGAUCUCUCAUUUGGGAGAGGGUGGGCUGUGUAUCUGGAUCGGGGUAUUUGACUUUUCCCUCUCCCACCCAACUUCAGCUUGAGAGAUUUUCAUUCAUUUCCUGACCAGCGUUCCUUCACUGUCUCGAAACAAAAGCGUCGGUCAGACUGUGACACCCACCACUCCCUACCCGUGUCGCUUGUCCUGUCCCUUGUCUGUUGAAUCCCUCCUUCCAGACCCCUGGAUCCUAAACAUUUUCCCUGUUAUACUGAAGGCAAAAUCGCCUUACACCGAGCUUGAAAUCCCGGGGACGGGGUGGGGGUGGGGCGUGAGCGCCUUGCCUUCCUGUUUGACCUGGUGUGGGAUAACAUAAUAUAAUUCCAUUCAGAUCCAGGGAAUAUGGGGGGAAUGAAGAGCCAAAAAGUCUAUACCCCAGUAGGGCAGCAAUUUUUGGCUAAAAACAAGUAAAAUGAAAAGUAUGUAAUCAAUUUACAUGAAUUAUUUAUACUCUGUCUUUAUAAUCAUAUAAUGUGUUUGGGGGUAUUUUAUUUUCCCUUUAAUAAUCAAGAAAUGCCUGCUAGAGUUCGGUGGCAGGAGAUGUCAAUGCAAGUUGUGCCCUGGGUUAUGCGUAACUCCGAUGAGAGUCUCUAGAGAUUGGGUCCUUUUGCAGUAAGGCUGAUGACGAGCCCUGCAGCCUGGCAGGAAGGUAGUGGGAAAGUGGGUAAUGCAUCUAUGCCGGCGAACGCUUCCUUUUUUGAACAGGGUAGAGACGUCCUAAAAGAAAGGAAUACACAAGAGGUAAGACAGGACUCUCAAGGCAUCAGCCUACACACGCACACGCACACGCACACGCACACACACACACCCCCCGAGAUAUAAGCUUUAGAAAUAGCCACUCGCCUACUCCCUGAGGCAAGGAGUGGUUUAAUCUAGAGGAGUCUUGAUCAAUGCUCUUUUGUUCCUUUAAUUACCAGUAUACCUCGCAAGGGAGUUUUUUAAAAAAUGUGCGUGAGCUGUUAAAAACUUCUGUCCAUGUUUCCACAUCUGAUGUAUGCAUAUCUGAUAUGCAGAGAUCCUGCAUCGUGGGUGCAGGUUAUACUGGGGGGAGAGAGGAAGAGCUGCAUUGUCUGUGGUCUGUCGGGAGCCAUCCCUCUCAGUUGGCAGAGGGUGGGCAAAGGACGGUGUGAUCUGGCCACAGGCAUGGCUCCAGCGUCCCCCACCUGCUCGGCUCAGACAUUAGGAAACUGUGGUGGCUUCCUUCCUUCUUGGUUUAUCUUGUCUCCGAGGGCUCAUGCCACCGUUGAGAACCGGAGUGGAACUGUCAUCAACACUGAACAUGUCACCCCCUCCUUCCUUGUCCUGCCAGACCUUCACCCCCUCCAGAUCCCUUCCCCCCCACCCCAUGGUCUUGGUGCUAAGAUAACUUUAGAGUCAUUGCUGCUAGUCGAUAGCUUUUCAUUAUAUAAAUAUAUUAUAUAUAUUAUAUAUUAUUUUUGAAACUUUUUUGUUUGUUUUCAACAGUGAUGUAGCAUGUUAAAAAAACAAAAAACCAACUGGUUUUCUCCAACUGUCCCACUGCCAGGCCUCAUAUGCUGCCUUCUUCAACAAAUCAAUGCACCCCUGCCUGGUGACAUUCACCCCUCACCCCCCUCCCCAGUCGCACGUACUUUCCCACCCUCCUCUGAACAAGGAGAGAGUUAGCAGGAACUUGCAAGGAAAGACCCAGAGCCCUUCCUUGUGCUUUGAAGUUCCCAGCUUCAUCCGCUUCUCCACUUUAGGCCGAUGUCUUCUCUCCCCAUCUGCCUCCUCCCAUCAGGGUCAGUAACUGUGGUCAAGUGCAAAGCACAAGGGUCCACCUUUCCCUCCCCAACUUCCUCUCCACCACACACCCAAACCACCGUGUCUGUGGGAGCUUCCUUUGAACAUCGCACAGACUGAGAUGCGUUGAGGGCAGAGAUGGCUGGCAAGGUGGGCCUCCGUAGGGGUCAGAAACAGUAGUCAGGAUCCUUUCUUCUAGCCAACAGUUGCCUUACGCCUCCUCCUGCCCCCCUCUGCACCUCCCCACCCACUAUGUCAGGAGAUAGGGAGUCCUCCCCUAGACCACUCAUUUGGAAACCAGGAGGAGAGAAUCGCCCAUGGCUGCCUGAGUACCGCAGCAGGGCUGCGACUGUUUCCUCUCAGGAGGCCGUGGCCAAAAUCAGCUCAAAUUUUUAUCCAGAGGGGAAAAAAUCCUUUGGGCCAAUGCCAGUGUCUACCUUGUCUUUUUAGAGGGGCAGGAGCUGGCCACCUGCCUCUGGGCCAGAAGCCUGAGCAGCUGCUAGCGGCACGAGGCUGCUCGCCAUCACCUGCCCAGCUAGACUCCAGACCUCAGAGAGGAUGAGCUCUCUGGCAGGUCCUGAAGUUGGGGAAGGCCUCCCUAAAACUCCAGUUGCCCAUGAUACUCUGAAGGCCACUUUGCCUUGGGACAGGGAGCAAUUUGGGUGACACACCACUGCAAUUGACACAGAGUCUUUACCUCUUGGAGGCUCCAGUGUUUCUAUCCUGUGAAUGCUGCAUGCAAUUACCCAUGAUUUCCAUCCCUGGCGUUUCCACUCUUCUGCGUCCUUGAGAAGGACUCUUGGACUGUGGGGACCCUCGGGGUUUGGCCCAGGGAACCGCAUGCUUGGGCAGUCUAACCUCCCUUUGAUAAGUACAAAAAGCUGUGGCUAGGCGGUCCUUGCAUCCUCGUCCCUUCGGACGAGACAGAGCCCUUAAACUCAGCCCCUGGCUUAGGAGUGACGACCAUUGGUUUAGAAUGAAAGGUCUGUGUCUCUAGAAUUGAAACUUGUCCUCAUUGGGUUGGCUGAUCAGUGACUUUCUUCGGUUCAUGGAGGGGGCGGGAAGUGAGAUCAGGUUCGUGGCCAAUUGUGCCAAAGAGACAUCGCAGAGCUCGGGAGCCAGAAGCCCUUGUGAUUAAAAUGGUCUGCUUUUCCUCAGUGGAGGAAAAAAAAGACCCAUUGCCAUUUUGUACCUAUCUGUGAGACCCGAGGACAGCCCAGCCCUGUCUGUAACUCUUGCCAUGUCCCAAUUUCCGAGUUUCGCCUGCCUGGUUGAAUGUGAGAAUCCGGGCAUCCACGACACCAGCUUUUUUUUUUUUUUUUUUUUUUUUUUUCUUCCAUGGCUGCGGGCAGCAUCCUGUGGUGCUGGGCAGACCCUCAUUUCCUCAUCCUCACGGGAGGAUGAGACCAGGCUCGACGUCCUGGAUCCCUGGCUGGUCGCGUUCGGUGCUGGGCCCUGAAUCUAGGGCAGCUGGAGGUCUCCAGCCCGCCCCUGCUACCCGUUUCCAUGCUGAGCUGUCUUGCUGAGGCCCCUCUCCUUGACUUGCUUAUGUUGACGCUUUGAUUUGGAGUAAGGAGCUUGUAAUUAUUUAAGAUGAUGUUUAAAUAUUUUCCAGUUGUUUAGAAGUGUUAUCAAGAAGGAGAAAACAGGCGAAAGCAUGUAGAGUGCUGAAAAUGAUCGUGGAGAGACUGAAAUGGAUCAGACGUGGCCCAGCUUGGGCUGUGGGGCGGGCAUCGUUUUAGCCGUUCACCUGGAGCCUCAUGGGGCCCAGGAAGUGGCUUGGGGGUUGAAAGAGAACUUCUAGAUUCCUCCCCGCUUUGUUUGUUCUCCCACCCCCCUAGGAACAGGAAUUCUGUAUCUAGAGCUGGUUGUGGUUUCCGGUCUGGGUGGAUUUCCAAGUCGAAUUUGUGUUCUGUCUUGGUCCCUACACCCAGUUUGGGUAGAAGGUUCUGGAUCCCCUCGCCCGUUCAAGCAGCAGGCCCAGCCAGGCCAGCCUGGGACAGCCAAAGUGGGGAGUGCCUCUUCCUUAGACAAGAAAGGCAUGUUCAGAGGGCAGGUGAGCUUGGGACAGUCCCAUUGCAGAUGCCAGCCUCCUGGGGAACGUGGGUCAUGGGUUCUAGGCUGGCUCCCUCCUCCAGCUUCGAGGAGGGAAGAUUAUGUCCAGAGAUACACAGGGCCCUUCUCCUGCUCGGAGGAAGGCCUCUCUCUACUAUCUGUGGACAUGGUGCUUUAGGUGAGUGGAUGGAGCUGUGAUAUUUUAAGAAGACUUUGAGGUGAUCUUUGUGUGUUAGCCAGAGGGAGGAAAAGUGCCCUUUUGGGAGGAAAAUGGUACGGCCCUCCUCUUCGGUCUGGCUCUCCCCAUCCCCCCAUCCCUUCAAGUGGUAUCGCCCUGGAAAUACCUAUGCAAUCCAGUCUCCCUAGGAGAGCGCAUGGAAGCAGGGGUAUGUGCAGUGUAUGAUACAAAUGCUACAGCAUAUAUAUUGUAUAUAUGGACAUAUGCAGUACGUAUACACACAGAGUAAGAGAUUAAAUCCCGUCUAUAUAUCUAUGAAUAAUAUCCUAUAUAUUUAUACAUUUCUAUGUUUAAAUAGAUAUAAAAAUAGAGUCUAUAGAGAGCUGGGAGAGCAGCGGGAAAGCCUGCCGCUUGAGAAGAGGGAGGAGGCAGAGCCUUUGCGGGGGGGCCGGGGAAGCUGAGCAGGCAGAGUUUGCUGGGAACGGGGCCUCCGAGACCCGGAGUGUUGAAGAGGAGGGGAGCCGGGCCCUGACCCUCUCCGUGCACUUUCUCUUCUUUCCCGCAGGCUUGGUCUGAGGUUGGAAGGAGAUACUCAGCCCCUGAGCUCCCCGUGGAGUGCCCCCUUAGUCCCCGCCCCCCACAAGCCUACGCUUGGGUGGUCACUGCUGCUUGGCAGUAGGAUGUGGUCUCUGACCCCUGGUGGAGGGACCACUGCACAGUUUCCCCAAAUACCCUCCCCCUCACAGGAAUAAGCAGCAUUUGUGGCCAUAGGAAAGGUGCAAAUUGGACCAAGAGAGGUCCAGGAAAGAUGCCACCCGCUCCCCCUUUAGAUGCUUUUUGCUGCCCCCUAGAGGCCAAACCUCUGAACUACAGCCGUCCUGGCCUCCCUCACCCACUCCAUCGCUGUCUGCCAGGGCAGCAUGGCCAGCCAGCGCUGCCCACCAUCCAGAGGCUUUCUGGCCAGGGCAGGGGGCAUCAGCUAACGGGGAAGGGUGAGAGAGACAUAUCCGCACACUCAUAAAUUCAGUAGCAACUCAAGUUCAGAAGGAGGGCUUUGGCCCAGCCCACUUUGCACAGCUGCUGCUGGCUGUACUCAGGUCAACGCUCUUCCCUCUCUUGCACGGAGGCCCAGCGACCCCUCACCCCACCGACACCGUAACAGGCAGGUUUAGUUCACGUACACUGUUCUGAUUCUGUGACUCGAGGCAGAGGCUAAGCCGGAUGCCCCAAGCUCAUUCACUUCCUCCGGGGAGGGCGCCUCCCUCAGUUUGUCCCUGCUCCCACCCCUAGAUGGCAGGGAUGUCUGGGGGCCUGAGGGGGCACUGGUGCCACUGGCAGCAUGACGAAGGGCUUGUGCAGCCCUGACAGAAUCAGAAACCCGUUUCACUUCCAGGUUUCUCUCGAUCGUUUCUUUCCCCGGGAGGUAGGGAGGUAGGGGCUGAUGGGGCUACAGAUGAUGGGAGACGGAGGGCAGUGGCAUCCUCUGUUCUGUAGACCAGCCUCUGCCUUUUGGCCUUCAAAGGCGCUUAUCUCCCAUCUCCGAGCCUCCCCUGACCUCUGUCCUACUCUUCCUCCCAUCUUACCAACGUACCUCAGUCCCCAGCAGACAUCCCCAUACCUACAGUCCGGGGAGGGUCUGUUCUGACAGUGCCCACCUCUUCUCCCCUCCACGUCCACCUGGGUCUCCUUGAGCCACAGCUAGCUGCCAACCGGGCCUCCAAACACCCUCCAGUGCCUGGCUCAAGAGAGACCAGGCCCGGCCCGAGCCUUCCUCCCUCUGCGGUGGACCAGACCCGUGGCCAGGGGAUGGGCAUCCCCGGGUAGCAAUCCCACAAUGCACUGUACCUCAGAGAGAGAGCAUACCAUGGGGCAUCAAGGGCGCCGGGCCCUCCCUCCAGAGGAGGACAGCCGGUUACAAUACUGCUCACAAAAAGACAAGGGCCAGGCUGCCCUCGGGGCACCCUCAGUCUUCACUUUAGUCUCUCCGGAAGAGCCAGCAGUCUGAUUCCCGUCUUUUUCAGCCCCGUCUCUCUCCUUCUCUCCACCCCCCACGCUGCUGAACCGUUUCAUUUCAAUCACAAAGGAAAAACACAGUGGGGGUGGGGGGAAUACCUAGGAGUCUAUUAUCACAUACAUAUUAAUAUGUUAAUACUUUCUUUCUUAAAAAAAACAACUCUUCAUGUUAUUACUUUGCAGACUACGCUUUAUAGUACCUGUGUGACGGGACCUAGAACACUGGAUACAAAUAGAGCUAUGUUGGUUUAUCAUAAUAUGUACGCAGAAACUUUCCUUUUGUCAUAUUAUCCUUGUAAUGUAAGAAGAUUGUUAAUAAAAGCAUUUA
Globicephala melas (long-finned pilot whale) is the source of this 10660-nucleotide messenger RNA. It is a transcript of the gene PRDM11, whose product is annotated as PR/SET domain 11. NCBI's taxonomy places the organism in Eukaryota, Metazoa, Chordata, Mammalia, Artiodactyla, Delphinidae. The record is from RefSeq and is a predicted model, not a curated record. Gene Ontology annotation, molecular function: RNA polymerase II cis-regulatory region sequence-specific DNA binding; DNA-binding transcription factor activity, RNA polymerase II-specific; protein binding. Gene Ontology annotation, biological process: regulation of transcription by RNA polymerase II. Gene Ontology annotation, cellular component: nucleus.